CAGAUGUUGCCUUCUAUGCCAAUUUUAUUUACAAGAGACAGCCAAGAUGCAUUUGGAAAUAAAAUAGAACCGAGUACAAGUUACUUUAACAAAAAUAUUCAAGCUCAACCCAUCGUUCAAUUAGAGGCCCAUUCUUCGAAGGCAGGACAUAAACAACAAAAUGAAAUACAGAAUAACACGAAAAAUAAGUCGAAUAUUAAAAAGAAAGAAGAACAACCAAAAUCUACAAGUGAUGACAAGCCAUUGGAAGCAGCACUUGUUAAGGCAUAUUACACAAAAGUUCAAUCAAGAUUUGCUUCUCACUCAUCAGUUCCUACAAACAAGUUUGUGCAGUUUAGAAAUAUUUUGAAAACAUUCGAUCCAUCGAUGGAGACACCCAUAGAUUUGUUUAAAAAGGUUGAGAAGUUAUUUGGUGAGGAGCAUAAAGAUAUAGUAGAAGAAUUCCUCCUAUUUUUAAAGCCUGGUCAAGCUUCACAAGUAGGCAGGUUUAUGGAUCAUUUUAUGAUGACACAAAUAACAAGAUUCAUUUCUCUGUUACAUACAACGUUCAGCCGCAAGCCUACAGUUCUGAGGAAGAUAAUCCGCGCAAUCACAACGGGUAUCAAUAGCGGAAACAGUUCGGACAUGAAGUCGAGGGUGCUGCCACACCUCAGGUCCAACCCGCGGCUUACACAGAUGUUCAAAUCCCUGUUCCCAGAUGAACGGCCACCAGACAGUGUUUACGAAACUGGCACAGAUAUUCUUCAAGAAAGCUUUUUAACUUCCGACAAGGGCUAUGACGUAUGGGAAUUUGAAGACAAAGACAACAAAAGAAAACCGGAAGCGAAAGUCCUAGAUUCUGAGUACUUACACGGACGAGUAUUUCUCCAGCACGGAAGGUUUUUACGAACAGCUUGUGUUACUUAUCCUUAUAGUAAAGAACCUUACAGAGUUCACGCAAGACGGUUAGCCCCGAAUCAUUGCCUUUCACCGCCCGAAUCGGAUUCCGAACGAGCAUCGCCCAAAAGAAAUGCAAAAACCGUUUGUAAAAUACCACAGAAAAAACCGAGAAAACAACUCAAAUCACCGACAAAGAACGCUAAAGACGUUAAUGAUAACACGAAAAAUUCCAUCACAACCACAUUAAAUAACACAAAAAUGAAAGGAAAGUCACACUCGAAAAGCAAACAUUGCAAAAAAGAUGACGUCCCAGUGAAGAAGAAAGAGAAACAGGACACCAAACCUCCUUGUUCAAAAAAAGACGAGGGAUCUAAAAUGAAACAAAUGAAAUUAGAUGUUCCAAAAGUAGCCAGUAGAAGUUGGACUCGCGACGAAGACAAGACAAUGUUAGAAGUGCUAAAAGGAGAACCUAGCUCCGAGCAAGUGUUUUGUCGCAUUAGAGAACAGUUACCCCAUCGCACUACGACAGAAAUCAAAGAAAGAUUUUGCCACGUUAUGAACUUAUUGCAAAAAAUGGCAGUCGGUGACGUCACAUAGCUGUAGCGGAUCUGAAUUUAUUAGUGCUAAGUAAAAAUGUUAUUUAUAAUUUUAUAUAAUACAAAUAAACAUUAUAUCUUAUAAUUCUUUUGAUCAUGUAUUUUC
This is a messenger RNA of Nymphalis io (European peacock), 1581 nucleotides long. RefSeq lists its product as uncharacterized. Gene Ontology annotation, molecular function: transcription coregulator activity. Lineage: Eukaryota; Metazoa; Arthropoda; Insecta; Lepidoptera; Nymphalidae. The record is from RefSeq and is a predicted model, not a curated record. Gene Ontology annotation, biological process: regulation of DNA-templated transcription. Bases 4 to 1476 code for a protein of 490 amino acids. Gene Ontology annotation, cellular component: nucleus. The transcript is spliced from 6 exons.